AUGGCGAAUCCCAACCAAUACUUCCUGCUGGCAGACCACAUUAAGCUGUCCCUGCUAGAAAGGCAGAGGGCCAUAUCGCUCAAACUUGAACCUACAUCUCAGGAUGGACAUAUAUCACGCUCACUUGAUUCAUUACGAGAUGGUCUCGAGAAAGUCACAAAGGAAAGGGUCCGGUUGGAAGAGGCAGGAGAAACCUCGGCGAGUCUCACUCUCUCAGAAACAGAGCACGAAUUACGAACACAAUACGAUGACCUAGCGUCACAAUUCCACGGACAUCCUUCCAGCACAACUUCAUCCACAAUCACUCACCCCAACAACCCAUCUUUGUCGGACGACUUUGCCCGAGCCACAGAACGACCGCGAGUGACGUCCUCAUCAUCCUUCCUCAAGAAGUCAUUGCGCGGUGUGGCCAGUCCAGCUACCAAUUCCCCGAAAUCAGUACGAUUCUCUGAUGCGCCCCAUGUUCAAGAAGAAGAAGAUGCCCGAAACAACCUCUUUCCUUACCGCGACGACCCAGAACAAGGACUGCCAGAUCAAACCAACUUAGACAACCAGCAGAUCCACGCCUAUCAUUCCCAAGUAAUCCGAGAACAGGAUGAUGCGCUAGACAGACUGGGCGAGUCUAUAAGCAGACAACGGGAAUUGAGCAUCCAGAUAGGUGAUGAGUUGGAGGAACAAGUCCAAAUGCUUGAUGAAUCCGAUAAUCUGGUGGAUAGACAUACAAAUACUCUAGAUAAGGCACGAAAGAACCUAGGCACGGUCGCACGGAAGGCGAAGGAUAACAUGCAAUUAACGAUAAUUGCCAUUUUGAUCAUAAUAUUAGUUCUACUUAUUAUUAUUCUGAAAUAG
Messenger RNA from Glarea lozoyensis ATCC 20868, 849 nucleotides. RefSeq lists its product as uncharacterized. Gene Ontology annotation, cellular component: SNARE complex; endomembrane system. Bases 1 to 849 code for a protein of 282 amino acids. NCBI's taxonomy places the organism in Eukaryota, Fungi, Ascomycota, Leotiomycetes, Helotiales, Helotiaceae. The transcript is spliced from 2 exons. Gene Ontology annotation, molecular function: SNAP receptor activity; SNARE binding. The record is from RefSeq and is a predicted model, not a curated record. Gene Ontology annotation, biological process: vesicle fusion; intracellular protein transport.